AUGAAUGGCGGUAAGAUUCUGAUUUCGCGAAUUCCAAGUAGGGCCUCGUUCCGCGAGCCGUUGACGAACCCCGACAUCCCCCUCGGCGGCCACUGCUCGCUGCACGCGGGCUUUCAGCAGUCGGCGCGAAACCCGAGGACCGCGCGCUCCACGGUCAGCAACCACCGCCGUCGCCCGUCGCGCACCCUCAGCCACAGCACGCCGACGAGCCCGAUGCGCAAGAAGCUCCCCUACCACGAUCGCAAGACGCGCCGCGAGAUUCGCCGGGAGAACCAGCAGCUCAAGCUGAACCCGCCCACCUCCGCGCCGCCCAACGACCAGGUGGUGAUCCAGAUGCGCAAGUCGCAGUUGAGCAGCCUGCUCGACCGGCUGGCCGCCGACGACGACGACACGCUCGUCUCGAUCUUUGUGGACAAGGACAAAGUGCUGACCCGCCAACAGUACACGGCCAUGAAGAAGAAGAACCCGCCCGGCUUCUUC
Molecule: messenger RNA, 480 nt
Organism: Mesorhabditis spiculigera
Lineage: Eukaryota; Metazoa; Nematoda; Chromadorea; Rhabditida; Rhabditidae
Source: the annotation of a GenBank genome assembly